AGUCCUCUGAAUGAAAAUGUGCUGCUUACCUGAAUCCCAGCUUCUCCUUUACACUCAGAACUCUGAAGGAUGCUAGCAGAGAAGAAGCAAAUGAAUCUGAAAGCUCACCUGCAGCUCAGAAAAAUAAAGACAUGGAGUUUUGAGAAGUGAAGGUAGCAUGGUGUUAGCCAUGGGUGAUCAAGACACAGCCAGAUAAUGUGGAUCAGUUUUUAUAAACUCCGGUUUUUCUGCUGUCUGCUUGCAGUGUUGACGGUGGUGGUGCUGGUCAUCAAUGUUACUCAGGUAGAGUAUUUGGACCGUGAGACUGUCUCCGCCACAUUCAUUGACAGCAGCGGACAGUUGGUUUCCUCUCAGGUGAUAGGAACUGGCCGGAAUCCUUACUGCGGCUACGAACAUCAGACUCUGUCCAGCCAGGAGCGCGUGGAGGAGGACUCCUUGCUGACCGCCUUACAGUGGCAGAUACCUGACGUGGGCCCUGUCCCCUUUUCGAAGAGCAGUGACCCUUCUUCCAGCUACUUUGUCAUCUUGAACUCUGCAGACUUCUUCAAGGUGGGAAGCCAGCUAGAGGUGCUGGUUCAUGUACAGGAUUUUCAAAGGCAGCCCAAGAAGUAUGGUGGAGACUACCUGCAGGCCAGAAUCCACUCCCCUAAGCUGCAGGCAGGGGCUGUGGGCAGAGUGGUGGACUACCAGAAUGGGUUUUACAAGGUCUUCUUUACUCUGCUCUGGCCAGGCAAAGUUCAAGUAUCCGUAUCUCUGGUCCACCCCAGUGAAGGGAUCAGAGUUCUUCAGCACCUCCAGGAAGAGAAACCAGACAGGGUCUAUUUCAAGAGUCUCUUUCGUUCAGGAAGAAUUUCUGAAACUACUGAGUGCAACGUGUGUCUUCCUAGGAUCCUGCCCCUGUGUAACUUUACAGAUCUGUACACCGGGGAGCCCUGGUUCUGCUUCAGACCCAAGAAGCUCCCUUGCAGCACCAGAAUCAACCAUUUCAAAGGUGGCUACCAGAAGGGCCUCCUGACCGCUGCAGAGAGUGCUUUCUUCCAGAGUGGUGUCAAUAUCAAAAUGCCAAUCAACUCCAGCGGACCUGAUUGGGUGACUGUAAUUCCCAGAAGAAUAAAAGAAUCUAACAACCUACAACUAUCUCAAGGCUCAGGAACUUUUCCUUCGGGGCAUUAUUACAAAGAUCAGUGGAAGCCUAGAAACUUUAAGAUACGCCAGUUUAAUGACCCUGACAACAUUACUGAAUGCUUACAAAGAAAAGUGGUGUAUUUAUUUGGUGACUCAACAAUCAGGCAGUGGUUUGAAUACCUAACUACAUUUGUUCCAGAUUUAGUGGAGUUUAACUUGGGUAGUCCCAAGAACGUGGGUCCCUUCCUUGCGGUGGACCAAAAGCACAGCAUCCUGCUCAAGUACCGCUGCCACGGUCCACCCAUCCGCUUCACCACUGUCUUCAGUAGUGAGCUCCAUUAUGUGGCCAAUGAGCUGAAUGGUAUUGUGGGAGGGAAGAACACCGUGGUGGCCAUAGCUGUGUGGUCUCAUUUCAGCACCUUCCCCUUGGAAGUGUAUAUCCGGCGGCUCAGGAACAUCCGUCGAGCAGUGGUCCAGCUCUUGGAUCGAAGCCCUAAGACCGUGGUAGUUAUCCGGACAGCCAACGUCCAAGAGCUGGGGCCUGAGACGAGCCUUUUCAGCAGUGACUGGUACAACUUUCAGCUGGACACCGUCCUUCGGAAGAUGUUCUCAGGGAUUGGAGUAUAUCUCGUUGAUGCCUGGGAGAUGACCCUAGCCCAUUAUCUACCCCACAAGCUACAUCCGGAUGAAGUUAUUGUGAAGAACCAACUAGACAUGUUCUUGUCCUUUGUGUGCCCCGUGGAGACCUAGCCUGCCUGAAGAGGACUGGAGGAAUUACUUUCAGUGACCUUUUCCAUCACCUGCAUUACAGAAAGUUGGUGGAUGUCCCUGUGGAGAUAUGGCCAUCAUUGAUGUGUAAAAAAAAUAAAUAAAUUAAAAGCUGGUCUUUAUAUAAUGACUUAUGAAGAGCUUAGAAAACACAGGUUACAUUAUAUCUAUGUAUAGGAUAUUUUCCAGUCUUGACUUAGUUACAGAGAACCAUUAACAGCAUCCACACACUGUUUGCUCUUUUAACCAAAGAUGCAAAUAAGUGUGUUUUAACUAGGUUCUCCUGGGAGAGGAGAUUACUGUGCUAAAAAGUGUGAAAAAUGUUCUGAUCUAAAUGGAAGGAACAGUGGAGUAUUUGUAGCUUAUCUGGCAAAAGAGAUUGAGCACAUCAGCACGAACGGCACAGUUGGUCCAUCUUCAGCAGGGCGAACUAACCACGCUUAUAAUCAGUGGCUCCUGUAACACACUGAGGACUCCCGUGUCUCAGAGUUUCUCUUGAUAAUCUACUUUUUCUGAAUUACUUGAAAUGACCAGUGUCCUUGCUCAGAAUUUUUAGUGAAAUAUUUACAAUGUCCUGUUUUUAUUUAGAAAAGAAUCGAAGGGGAGCUAUGAAAACAGUAUGCAUAAAAUCUUUGUGUUCAGUUGAUAUUUGCAUGAGGUGAUUGUUACUUAUUUAAUUCAGCUAAACUUUACAUUAUGAAUACUUAUGCUAAAAUAACUGCUUUUGGAACUGGAAAGGUGAAGUCUGUAAACAGAAACGAAUUUUUAUGUUUUGAAAUUUGAGGGUUUUAAGAAUUGACUUUUAUGUAUAGAGUGCUAUUGUUUAUU
Molecule: messenger RNA, 2721 nt
Organism: Eptesicus fuscus (big brown bat)
Lineage: Eukaryota; Metazoa; Chordata; Mammalia; Chiroptera; Vespertilionidae
Gene: NXPE3
Product: neurexophilin and PC-esterase domain family member 3
Exons: 5
Coding region: 196-1875 (559 amino acids)
Source: RefSeq, a predicted model, not a curated record